Molecule: messenger RNA, 1558 nt
Organism: Mollisia scopiformis
Lineage: Eukaryota; Fungi; Ascomycota; Leotiomycetes; Helotiales; Mollisiaceae
Exons: 4
Coding region: 1-1254 (417 amino acids)
Molecular function (GO): metal ion binding
Source: RefSeq, a predicted model, not a curated record
AUGUCAGCGAAGCAGGGAACUCUCGCUUCGUCCCCUGACUCCUCUGGCCCUCCUAGCAUUCUGAGCUCUUCUGCGGAUGUUGAAAUGGCCUGUACGCUGACCUCAAUCGAAGAGCGGUGCAACAGAUCUCGUUCGUCUUCUCCAAUUACCGAAAGAAUGGCGUCCUUCCAAUCCGCUCGAGAGCGCUCAGAGCGCCUUAGCAGCCGUCCCCCCAAUCCUGGCCACAACAAUUCCCACCCAGGUCAAGCCAACAGUUGGAGAGAUGAGACUCCAGGACCCAAUGGACCUCCCCAGUUGCACUACUAUACACCCCAAUAUGAUCCCCAUGCACCCAUGAUGGGUGGUCAUUAUGGUCCUCCUCGCCCACGUGGAAACUCUGUCAUGAUGAUGGGUGAGAAUAGCGUCCCGCUUAGCACCAUCUGCCCUGGUACUGUCUGGCCAACUGAGGCUCAAUUGAGUGCUUCUUAUGGUUAUGGUAUCCGUCGUGAGGAUGGUAGCAUUACUCGACUCUACGCAGCCGAUGAGUUGCCUCCACAACAUAGCGUUCCACCUCGACAAGGCCCGGAAGGCUUGAUCAUCGUUCCUACCCCUCGUCAAGUCUCCCCAAAUCGACGCAUGGGCGCAGAGGUCAUGAUCCCCGGUGAUGUUGUCCAGCAGCUUGCGACCAAUCGUCCCUACCGCCCUGAGCACAACUACUACGAUGCUACUCAGAUGCAAAUCGAUUCAAUCGUUGCUCAUGCGGGUCCGUCCGAGUCCGUCUCUCCUCCACCGCGCCGCCGAGAGAAGAUCUACUGUGACAAGUGGAUCCACGAGGGUGUUUGUGCAUUUACACAAAUGGGUUGCAAGUAUAAGCAUGAGAUGCCGAUGGAUAAGGCUACUCAACUAACUCUCGGCCUCAACCACGGUUUGCCAAGUUGGUAUCGUCGUGCUUAUGCUGUCAACCUCAACCCCGAGUCAUCGUCCCCUCCUACCAUCUCUAGCCCACCAAGCCAUGCUCGUGCUGAGGGUUCUUGGCGUAACCGUGCCCAAUCCCAAUUGGAGGCAGCCCCUUCUACUGGUAACUCAAACUCCGGCAAUGGUCACUCUGGCGCUUCCCUUGGCACUGCCAGUAGAUCCUUUGGACCGAUUGCUCCACCUGCCAGCUCUCAGACUUCUCCCUCCAACAACCCGUACUCAAGCCUAAAGGUCGAGGAGCAAGAUGAAGAGGAAGAGGAGGAGGACGACACGGUCACCUGGAGAGGCCGUCGCAAGUAAAAUAUCACGACUUCCUAUUGCCGGUUACUGCUCGGACUAUCUAUCAGCGAGAUCGAGGCUCUUCCAUGUCAUCGGCUUCUAUAUCCGACCUUCCACCGUAUUGUCUUCUUCGUAGCCUGGUUUGGCCUCGCCGGCGUUGCCAUUCCUCGCUUUAUAUGGAAGAUUACUAUGCUUGCUUUCGUACCUUUCUUUUUAAAAUCAUUUCAAGGGGUGGCUGGCACUAGACUUCUUGUCGUUUGGAACCUCACUGGCGGCCUGCACUUCUUAGCUCGGCUCCCUCUAUGAUGCUUUCGUUGUUGUUUUU